AUGCCGUUCGAAAAAGUAUGUUUUUUUUUCCUUGAGCAAAGGCUAAUUUUGAAUUUUCACAGUUUACCGAAUGCAACAGGACUAUUUGGGCUCCCAAAAACGCAAUUAUCAAAUCCGAAUUGAUAAAGAAAUACCCGGAAUCUUCAGUAAUUUUCACAAAUGGAGUUUUCUUUGAAAAUCAUCAAGAAGAAGAGGUUGGUUCCCAUCUCAAAAAUAGCUCCAAUUUUCAAUAAGCAAUUUCAGAUUUUAAAAACCGGAGUAGGCAACAUUUUCGGUUUGCGGUUUGUGGAGCAAUUACAAUUAUAUCGCUGUGAUUUGACCGGAAAAGAUUUGAAUGUGGAGAUCGUGGAAAUUGACACAUUUGUCCAUUUAGAAUCUGGAGCUCAAGUGAGUUUGGGAGCGACUAGGAUUCAGAAUUUUGUUUAAGGCCAUAGAACGGGUGUUUGCCCUUUACAGAACAUAAAAAAUUCAAAGCCCACAACGUAUUGAAUAAAUUAAUAAUAAAAAAAUAAACACAACUCGGCCAAGCCGUGGCUAGCCAUAGUAAAUUUUUUGAAAAAUCUAAAUUUCAGUUUUAAGAGGUCAAAAAUUGAAAAAUCACAAUUUUUAGAGGACAAAAACUGAAAAAUUCACAAUUUUUAUACUGUAAAAAAUUAGCGUACAAUUUGUUAUUCUGGAAACCACGAUUUUGGCCGAGGUGUGUUAAAUAUACAAAAAUAAACAAAAAAAUUCCAGAUAACUAAAGGCACAACAACGCAAUUUAUCGACAACAAUUUUUUGUUUUUGGAAUCGUUUCAAAAAAAAAAUCAAUAUUUUUUCAAUGAUUUGGUUCAUCUCGAUGAAGGAUCGCUGGAAAAAGAAGUUCCCAUGGAAAAUUUAGAACUCGAAAAUACUUUUGAAACUCUUAAAAGUACAUCAAAUUCACCAGCGAGGGAUUCAUUGUCGGAUGACUUGGUUUUGAUGGAUUUCGAAACAGAAAAAUCGGCCUCUGAUAACGAACAUCAGUUAUCUGAAUUUAAUGCAAUCAGAACAAGCGCUUCUACAGUUUCAACAACAUCAACAUUACCAGGAAGUUUUGCGUUGAAAAAUGAUGAGGAAGCAACCAAAUCAAAAAUGUCAAAGAAUCUCAAAAGAAGCCAAGUUUCAAACCAAAAAAAUAUUUCAAAAAAACAAAAAAAAAAUGAAAAUACAGAACAAGAAACUUCAUUUGAUUCGGAUAAUUCACUUGAUGACUCAAACCCAUCACCAAAUUCAAGUGGCAACAUUCGAAAAAAACUAGGUGUUCAAAUAAAUGUUGUAAAAAAGCAGAAGAAACCACGAAGAAAACAAGUCGAUAAAACAUUUGGCGAGAAGUUACGAUUUGAAGAGGCGAAAAAGACGAUGAACAUAAUGUGUCACUUGAAGAUUCGAGCCAAUUCAACUGAAAUGGUAAAAUAAACUAACGAGCUGUAUUACUAUAAUAUUUUUAAGGUCGAUGUUGAUAAGAUAGAAUUCAGUGCCGUUUUGAGAGAGGAUGUGACUGAUGAAGUUGAAAACAAUGUUUUUGGUUACAAAAACGACCAGUAAGAUAAUCUGAUUUUGGUAUUUAAAAAAAUGUGUUUUUUCAGUACUGGAAAGUAUAUCAUUUUGUCGGGACAAACAAAAAUCGAGCAACUGUGUGUCAAAAAUGGAAAAACUUCGGUCACUAUCUUCAAUGUAGAUGAAGCCAAUGCAAAUUUGGUAGCAAUUAUUCGAUCAAUGACCGUUAGAGAAUUCUCAACCGCGGAAAAGGUGCAUAAAAUCAUAGUUGUCUAUUGUAACCAAAACAUUUUAUUACAGAUGAAUCAUGUUCGUUUCAUUUUCGCAUCGGCUAAUUUUCGGUUUGAUUGGUUGCGCAAAUUGACAUGUAACAAGUUAAAAGAUCUGUUUUUCAUGUUUAAUAGAGUGAGUUUUUAUACAAAUUCAAUUAAAUUCCGAAAAUAAUUUGAAUUCUUACUGUAGAUUUAAUUUUCCAGUUUCAUACUGUAGAUUACUGUAGAUUAUUUCUUGAAAUUUAGAAUGAAACUAAAAAAAAAUAAAUUUUCUGAAAAAAUUUCAAAAUUUCUCCGAAAAAAAUUGAAAAAUAAAGUCACGUAAAUUUUAUUUUUUGCGUGAUCGAGGCAUCAUGCCUCAAAAUGCUUCGAUUUUUCGAUUUUCAACAGAAAUUUCUGAAAAAAAACAAAAUUCAAAAAAACAAAUUGAAGUUUCCUAAUUUUUAAUUAUUUUAAGUAAAUUACUGUAGAUUCAAUUUUCCAGUUUCAUACUGUAGAUCCAAUUUCUCAAGUUAUACUGUAGAUUUAAUUUUUCAGAUUCUUACUGUAGAUUAAUUCUUCAAAUUCUUACUGUAGAUUCAAUUUUCCAGUUUCCUACUGUAGAUUACUGUAGAUUAUUUCUUGAAAUUUAGAAUGAAACUAAAAAAAAAUAAAUUUUCUGAAAAAAUUUCAAAAUUUCUCCGAAAAAAUUGAAAAAUAAAGUCACGUAAAUUUUAUUUUUUGCGUGAUCGAGGCAUCAUGCCUCAAAAUGCUUCGAUUUUUCGAUUUUCAACAGAAAUUUCUGAAAAAAAACAAAAAUUUUCCAAAAUACCGAAUGUAGAUUCGGAGUGUACAAUAAUUCCAUGAAAUAUUAAACAAUCAAAUUCCUUUUUUUGAAAAUAUCUUCCGACGUUUUUCUUUUUACAGGAAUUCUACCCGCCCUGGCUUAUUCGCAUUUCGGUGUUGGAUGAAAACGUUUUUUCUAUUCUUAAAAGCGUUAUGCGGAAAUUUUCGAAAAAUGGUGUAACAUUGGCUCGAAAAAUUCCGGGAAUUUACGAAACGAACCGCUCAAAACUUCUUGAAGUUUUACUGAAUUUUGACGCCAACCCAACAUCAAGAAUUACUGAUUUAGUGGAUGUAAGUAUUUUUCAAACUAAUGUUUUAAAGUUUUUUACAAUCACAUUGUAAUUUUUCAGGAGAUCAGAAAUUUGGAGGUAAACAACGCCACUGUUUUAUUGAGAAAAAAUACCCACGCCCUGUCGUUGAAAAAUUUUUGGAAAAUGCCAAUGAUCCACAGUUAACCAAAUUUUGCAGGUGAGGAAAACAUAAAAACGAUAGUAUUGUAAUUUUUCAGAAAUGUGAAAGGUGCAAAAACCUAUGACGGAAUAGUGGAAGAAUAUGAAUCAUUCAAAAAUUCAGGUUUUGGUAUUAGAUUCUGCGAUGACAUAGAGCCCUCAGAAGUUGGAUUUUUGAAUGGAAUGGAUUUGGUGAGAAAAUUAGAAGUUUACAAAUAACCCAUGCGAAAUUUUAUUUCAGGGUGGCUUAGAUGACUGGAUUUCAUACGAACAACAAUGUCAGAUUUUAUUUUUGGUGAACGAUGAGAGCGAAGUUUGUUCACUGAAAAAGUUUGUUUUGCUCAAAGAACCAGUAAUUAUCAACCAAACAAGUGAGUAGAAGAUGAAAAAUUAAUGCCCAGUCUCAAACCCACGUAUCUCUCCUAACGAAUACAUGUUUUCAGCAAUGAAACUUCUACCAAUUUCCAUUCGAGUUUAUGAGAAUGGAGAAAUCGUUGACGACGAAGAUCAAAUUACUGAAAUAAUUCUUCGAAAAUCGAAAAUUUCUACAGACCUUUUCGAAUUAAAAGAAUUUGUCGAAUUGAUCCCAAAGUUCGGAAGAACGUGUGUUAUAAACGAAUGUGGUGAGUAUCAAUUCCAAAAAUUGGAUUUUAAUACGUUAUUUUCAGAACUGGGAAUGAAUAUCUUGCGAAAAAUCGACAUAGGAGAGGCGCAUUCUUCCAACAAAAUUUUCAACAAACUUGGAAACUUCAUAAAAUAA
Caenorhabditis angaria is the source of this 3824-nucleotide messenger RNA. The record is from the annotation of a GenBank genome assembly. Lineage: Eukaryota; Metazoa; Nematoda; Chromadorea; Rhabditida; Rhabditidae.